UCUAGUGCGAUGUUUCCCGGGAGUUGUAGUUCUGGGGGACGCCGGGAAAGACCGUGGUGCGAGUCCAAGAUCGGCGGUUGCGUUUGCCCGCUGCCCCUGGCAUCAUGUCCCGUGUGGCGGUGCCCUGCCAUGUGAAAAGCACCGUGGCUCUGCAGGUGGGCGAUAUGCGGACUUCCCAAGGCCGGCCUGGCGUGUUGGUCAUCGAUGUCACCUUCCCCAGCGUCGCGCCUUUCGAGUUGCAGGAAAUCAUGUUUAAGAAUUACUACACAGCCUUUCUGAGCAUCCGAGUUCGCCAGCAUAUCUCACCCCACACGCCGCCCAAGUGGGUGACCUGCUUGAAAGACUAUUGCCUGAUGCCUGAUCCACACAGUGAGGAGGGAGCCCAGGAGUAUGUAUCGCUGUACAAGCACCAGAUGCUUUGUGACAUGACCAGAAUCCUGGAGCUGCGCCUGAUUCUACGACAGCCAUCACCACUCUGGCUGUCAUUUACCGUGGAGGAGCUUCAGAUUUACCAACGAGGAACAAAGACCCCUUCAGUGAACUUCCCCAAGUGGCUCUCCCACCCAGUACCUUUUGAGCAGCCCACUCCCCUCCUUGAGGGUCUCCCAGACCCCAGCAGGAUCUCCUCCGAGGUGCAGCAGAUGUGGGCACUGACAGAGAUGAUCCGGGCCAGUCACACUUCUGCAAGGAUCGGCCGCUUUGACGUGGAUGGCUGCUAUGACCUGAAUUUACUCUCCUACACUUGAAUGACAUUGCCAAGACUUUGGCCUUUUGAGCCCCUCCAGUCCUGGUUGAGACCACCAGGGGUUGAAGUCUUUCCUGCGUUUUUGGAGUAUUGCCUGAAUCCAGUUCUGUCUGGGCCAUAUUCACAGAUCAGGAUUUUGGGGGAUUCACCAUUGUUCCUUCAUCAUGAGCUCCUGGGGUGGGGUGGGGGCUGGAGGCUGGGGUGCAUUCUGUCCUCACCUGAUUGCAGUUCAACUUCAACUCUCCUACCCUAAAAACAUUUCGCUUCUGUUUGCUAAGAUUCUUCAAGUGCCCUCUGCCCAUCCUGCCAACACGCACACUCGUGUCCUCUGCCUGCUGCUUCUCCCCAAGAGCGCUGGGCUGGGCUGGGCUGACCUACUGAACCUGUUCUCUGUAGUUUUCGGAGAUUGCUGUAGCCAUGAUACUCUUACAGUUUGGAAGCUUGAGAAACAGGAGCCCCAUUUCUUCCUUCUA
Molecule: messenger RNA, 1218 nt
Organism: Sorex araneus (European shrew)
Lineage: Eukaryota; Metazoa; Chordata; Mammalia; Eulipotyphla; Soricidae
Gene: NICN1
Product: nicolin 1, tubulin polyglutamylase complex subunit
Exons: 6
Coding region: 105-746 (213 amino acids)
Cellular component (GO): nucleoplasm
Source: RefSeq, a predicted model, not a curated record